Molecule: messenger RNA, 1252 nt
Organism: Sesamum indicum (sesame)
Lineage: Eukaryota; Viridiplantae; Streptophyta; Magnoliopsida; Lamiales; Pedaliaceae
Product: vesicle-associated protein 4-2
Biological process (GO): endoplasmic reticulum membrane organization
Cellular component (GO): endoplasmic reticulum membrane; plasma membrane
Source: RefSeq, a predicted model, not a curated record
AAAGAAAGAAAAGAGAAAGGAACGGGAAAAUAGGCCGUUGUAAAGUUUCCAAAACCUGGAGAGAGCCCACCACGCACCAAGAACCUGUUCAAAGGGUCACUCUACCUAAAGCAGAACAACCAAAUCACUCCCCCUGCGGCGUCGUUUCUGGGCUCCGGCGACCCCCUAUCACCCACCCAACACAUGGCAUUGGUCGACGACAAAUCUUCAUCUUCCUCCGACGCCAAAGUCUGGGGGCUAUUCAAGCUUCCCUUCCGAAAUUCGCACUCUACCACCACCUCCUCCUCCUCAAAUUUCGCUCACUAUCAGCAGAAUUACGGUCAUGGAAGCAACAAUACUCAUUUUCAGGUGGAGGGAUCGGGUGCUCACGCCAACACUGGAUCCUCGGUUUCUUCAGUUGCUAGAUCUCUGCUCCCCACUCGGCGUCGUUUGAAGCUCGAUCCCUCUAAUAAACUCUAUUUUCCUUAUGAACCAGGUAAGCAAGUCCGAAGUGCUAUCAAAAUAAAAAAUACGAGCAAGUCUUAUGUAGCUUUCAAGUUUCAAACAACUGCACCAAAAAGCUGCUUCAUGCGUCCUCCUGGUGCCAUUCUUGCUCCUGGGGAGAGUAUCAUAGCAACUGUAUUCAAGUUUGUAGAGCCUCCAGAGAACAAUGAAAAGCCAAUGGAUCAGAAAAGGAGGGUAAAGUUUAAAAUCAUGAGUCUAAAAGUGAAGGGACCUAUGGACUACAUACCUGAACUGUUUGAUGAGCAUAAGGAUGAAGUGGCUGUGGAGCAGAUACUUAGAGUUGUGUUUCUAGACGUGGAACGUCCUAGCCCUGCUCUGGAGAAACUAAACCGCCAGUUGGCUGAAGCUGAGGCUGAACUUGAGGCUCGCAAGAAGCCUUCAGAAGACACUGGCCCAAAGUUUAUUGGAGAAGGACUUGUCAUCGAUGAGUGGAAAGAAAGAAGAGAAAGAUACCUCGCUCGUCAACAGGUUGAAGGUAUAGAUUCUAUAUGACUGGAGUUUCUCUUCAAAAUCCUUUACUUGUGCACUGUAUUUUAGGGUGUGUUUAGUUAUGUGUUGCGGGCGUUCAGUAGGAGACGGUGGAUUCUUCUGUCAAUACGACGGUUGUGAGUUGAAUAUGUAACUUUUAACGCACUAAGUAUUUGUCUUAUUGCACAUGUAUAUCUGUAGAUAUGUGAUUUUGCUUAUUCAAAUGUAAAACAUAAAAUAUGCAAUUGCGGAAAUCAUUAAGGCCACUCAUCGGACCUUA